GGAGCGGGCAGUCAGCCUGUGAGCGGUGUCCGUGUAACGUCGGAACCGCUGCUGCUCUUGCAGCCGCCGCCGCUUCUGACCCGGACUUAGGGAGGCACGGCGAGCCGAAGAAAGACUCUUAGCCACGUAAGUAGCUAUUCCUACAUGGUGAAGAGACGAUGGCUUGCUGAAAGGGAUUGGCUCGGCCAUCCCUUUCCUCCCCACUCCUACCUCUAGGAAUAAAGAACGGCGCCUGCAAUAGACAUUUGUUCGCAUUGAAGUGGCUGCAUCGCCUCCCUCCCUCCCUCCUUUUCUGCAUCUCAGGACUCUGGGGAGGGGGCUAAGAAGAUCGUAGGGAGGGUGAUUUUUUUUUUCUCCUGCAGCCCUUCCUCUCUCUCUCUUUUUUUUUUUUCCUCGUCCUUUGUGGUCUUUUUUUUUUCCUUUCUUUUUUUGCUUGCAUGUGCAACUGCACUCAAACCAUCCGAGGGAACCAGACCGGACGUCUCCAGGCCAAUGGAAAGCUAAAGAGCAUCGAUUUAUUCUUGUCCUUGAUUGCACUUUUCCGUCUGAUCAAAGGAAGCCCCAACGCCGCACGCAACCAAUUUCAGCGCUGCAGCUCCUGGAGCUUUGCGCACUUCGUAUCCUGGUAAAAGGAAGCGGCGCUUUUAGUUUGGAAAACGCUUUUUUUUCUUCCGCCGAAAAAAAAGGAGGCUUCUUCAAUUCGAAGAAAAUCCGGAUCUUGAUCAAGCAGCGGGCUUUCCCGCACCGUUUAGCGGAGCUUCCUCGGCCAUCCGCUGAAGUUAAAAAGACUCCGCUGCUAUAUAUUUUUUUUAAUUAUUAUUAUUAUUUAUUUAUUUGUCUUCGGCUGCUUCUCUGAAUAUAGUCCUUUCCACGAGGGAAAAAAAAAGGAUCAGACGCCCUCUACAGUUGAAAGCAAGUUAUUAAAAAAAAAAACCCAUUGAAAAAGCAAGAAAGAGAGAAAGAAAGAAAAAAAGCCCGUCGUUCGGAUAACCCGUGUGAAGAUUUCGACGCGGGCGAUUGGGAAUCGGGAGAUUGAUAAAGGAACCCUUGGCCCUUUGAAACGCCUUUCCCAGAUGUUUGGAUUUUAAACCCCGCGGCGUUUUGUUGUGGGGAAACGCCACUUUUGCUCAGUUUGCUACUUUGCGGGACUUCGCCGCUUUUUGAGUUGCCGAGAAAUCGAAAUCGAACGCGGCGGGGGAAGAAUCGUUCGCUUGAUCGCCGCCUCCGAUCCCCUCUUCUCCCAGCCACGAGCCAUUCCUAUUCUCCUGUUUCUUUGCGCUGGAUAAACCGGACUGUAGAUCCUACAGAAAAACCUGCCAGCCGAAGCACUCUUUACUUUUACACCGCAGCACAAAGGCAUUCUUGGCCGGCCGGCCUGACAACACCAAAGAAUUGUGCGUGUGUGAGUGAGUGAGUGAGUGAGAGAAAAAGAAAGAAAAGAAAUUGGGGGGGGAUUUCUUGGGAGGGUUUGUUCUCCAUCCCCAUGAACAUACAAAGGUCAACCCCAAUCACGAUAGCGCGGUAUGGACGACCUCGGAAUAAAACUCAAGAUUUCGAAGAGCUCUCGUCUAUAAGGCAGACUGAAUCCAGCCAGAGUUUUAGCCCUAACCUUGGCUCGCCGAGCCCGCCAGAGACUCCGAACUUGUCGCAUUGCGUUUCUUGCAUCGGGAAAUACUUAUUGCUGGAGCCUCUGGAAGGAGACCACAUUUUCCGGGCCGUGCAUCUGCACAGCGAGGAGGAGCUGGUUUGCAAGGUGUUCGAUAUUGGCUGCUACCAGGAAUUACUGGCGCCAUGUUUUUGCCUGCCUCCUCAUGACAACAUCAACCAAAUUACCGAAGUCAUUCUUGGAGAGACGAAAGCCUACGUGUUCUUUGAACGGAGCUAUGGGGACAUGCAUUCCUUUGUUCGUACCUGCAAGAAGCUGAAGGAGGAAGAGGCAGCCAAGCUAUUCUAUCAGAUAGCCUCUGCUGUAGCACACUGUCACGAUGGCGGGCUGGUCCUGAGGGAUCUCAAGCUGCGGAAAUUCAUUUUCAAGGAUGAAGAAAGGUCUAGAGUAAAACUGGAGAGCCUUGAGGACGCUUACAUAUUGCGAGGAAAUGACGACUCCCUUUCUGACAAGCACGGAUGUCCAGCCUACGUGAGCCCAGAAAUCCUGAACACAAACGGCAGCUACUCCGGCAAAGCAGCGGACGUGUGGAGUCUAGGGGUCAUGCUGUACACAAUGCUAGUUGGACGCUAUCCAUUUCAUGACAUUGAACCAAGUUCUCUCUUCAGUAAAAUCCGUCGUGGGCAGUUCAGCAUUCCAGAGACUUUGUCCCCUAAGGCGAAAUGCCUUAUACGUAGCAUCCUGCGCCGAGAGCCCACAGAGAGGCUGACUUCGCAGGAAAUUCUGGACCACCCUUGGUUUUCCACAGAUUUUAAUGUGUCUAAUUCAGGAUAUGGUGCUAAGGAAGUAACGGAUCAGCUGGUGCCUGAUGUUAACAUGGAAGAGGAUUCUGAUCCAUUCUUUAACUAAGCGUCAGGACUGGUAAUGGUAAUGCAUGGUCCAGAAAGGACAACGUGAAGGGAGACCUUUCUGAAAACGCAGAAUUAUAUCUCUGUCUCAUCCUGGCUUGAUAGCAAAAAAAGGACCCACUUGGAAGAAGCUUUUGUUUUGAUUUUUUUUAAGGCUGGGGAAGGAACGCUCAAGAACCAAUGUAGCCCAUGAACGGUUAAACAGGAGGAAUUGUUGCUAUCAAGUUAGACUGGCAUUGAAAAAAAAAAAAGGAGGCAGCAGCACAGAGCAGCUGUAGUAGCUUCUCGUCUUUAUGGAGCCAAGGACACUGCACACCCAACGUUUCUGAUGCAGCCACCACUACACCAUUCCUGAUUCCAUUUCAUUCAAACACUUACGAUUCCCCGUGGACAGGAACUUGUAUUUUGGCAUCGCACUGUUAGAUAUUUAACUUCAGCCAUUAUUCAGGGAAGGUACAAUUAGCUAUUAUUUUGUUCCUUUGUUUCCUGUUUUCAGAAUCGGAUGUUGCCAGUGGGCUUCAUCUUUAGGAGGGCAGGUGGGAAGCGCACAAAGGAAGAUACGAGAAGUGAAUGCUAAACAAGGUUUUGGAACAUGUCUCUGGAUUCCUAGUUUUAAAUUGACAGAUACAAGUUAACACUUUUGGGGAGUAACGAUGUUUGGAAUGUUUUAUUUCUUUGGAGAGAAAAAAAUCUCUCCUAAAUCAGUUGUAUUCGGAUGUUCACCUCAGAACCUACAGAAGACUCUUUGAUCUAGUGAGGGCUUCUCUGCGUGACAAACAAGUUUGCUGAUGGAGCAGUCCCUCUCCGCUUGCCAAUUGAGGGGAUAGUCUUGAAAAAAUUAUACAAGAAACUAUAUAGUAAAAUAAAUCUGUAGCGAUGACUUUCCCCACCUUCCAUCGAUAGCAGUGUCCACUGGAUCAAAGAGCUUUCUGUAAGCGGAGUAGAUUCAGUUGAAUACAAGCUGUUGGUUUGGUGGGCUUGUUUUUGGGUUAGAGCUUUUAUUGCAGGGAGCCAGAAAUCAAGACUUUUUCACCAUGCUAGCAAAAGACACUAGAAUUGUCUUCUUUGGUUUUUUUCAAAGACUGUUGAAAUACUGGCUUUCACCUUGGCUUUCAUCAAGUUGACCAGGUGGGGCGAGAAGGAUCUCCUUCGGAUUAUUCAAAGAAGGAAACAAAUUUGUUCUUAGAACCAGCUAAGUCUCUACAUGACCUGAAUAUGAACAGAAGGUGGAUCUUUCUGAAGUGAGACGUAUAUGCCACCUACCCCUGCCCCAAAUAUCUUGGUAAGGCAGUGGCUUAGGUUCUCCUGCUUUCAUUUUUGACUUACAAACAAGGAUGCUCUUUUAUUUUUCUGUUUAUUCACCUGUUAAUAAGCUGAACAUUGCUGGGACACAGACCUGUCUCCUGAAAAGUACAUUGUAAUAUGCACCUUUUUUAUUGUCAAGAUUUUAUUUAUUGAUGAAUCUGUCACAGUUGUGAUGAAUUUAAGCCAGUACUUCAAUUACGGGUUGACUUGGGGUGACAUGUUACAUGCUGUAGUUAACAAACUUGUAUUUCUCUUCAGGUAUUCCUGUCCCUGACUGACAUAUUUUAAACCCCUUCCCUCCUGCAAUUCCACCCCUUUGUUAAAGCUUUCCUGUUGAUUUAGACUGGCAAAUGAUUUUUAUUACUGCUUUUAUAUUGCUAUAUGACAUUGGAGGAAACCGCGGAAAACCAACACAUCUUUUUUUUUUUUGGCAUAGCUAUUUGUGUUUCCAGUACCUCAGCUGUUCUGAUGUUACUGCCUGUAUGCGUUUUUGUGAAGUGGUCCUGUUUUUUGGAUAGGUACAUGUGGACUCUGUAGUUUGUAAAUGUUACUUGAAUUUUGUGCUUAAUUAUAGUCUGUGGCAUGUGCGUACAGCUACUUGGCAUUUGACGUAUGAAUGCUCUUCGCCUGCCCUGCGGGAAGGUUUUUGAUCCCACUCGCCGAGAUGAUGGUUCAGAGUUCCUUAAUCAAGAGACAAAGCUGCAGCUAACCUGCCUUGCUUCUAUUUUGGUAUCUAAGAAUAUAAAAGAGUUAACGUUUUUACACUCUGAAGAUGGUGCUGUGUUGAGGGACUACUUCUUCUGUUUGUUUGUUUUUCUCCAAGCAUUUAUUUUAUAAACUUGUAGGAAGAAAGAUUGGUGAUGUGCAUGGUGGGAUUUUACUGCCUCUGGUGCUUUUGUCUUGUAUUUGGUUUAAUGUUUUUGUCCUAAUCUCUUCAAUAAACAAAAUUGUGCAUAUUUAACUAAACAUAA
Molecule: messenger RNA, 4790 nt
Organism: Pantherophis guttatus
Lineage: Eukaryota; Metazoa; Chordata; Lepidosauria; Squamata; Colubridae
Gene: TRIB2
Product: tribbles pseudokinase 2
Biological process (GO): positive regulation of proteasomal ubiquitin-dependent protein catabolic process; regulation of MAP kinase activity; protein phosphorylation
Cellular component (GO): nucleus
Molecular function (GO): mitogen-activated protein kinase kinase binding; ATP binding; protein kinase activity
Source: RefSeq, a predicted model, not a curated record